ACGUACCAUAGAGGAGGAGCGGCUAGGUGGCCGCCCCCUCGAGCCGCCAGCCCCGGAGCGGCGGGGCCGCGGCCAUGGCGGGGACGGCGCUGAAGCGGCUGAUGGCCGAGUACAAGCAGCUGACCCUGAACCCACCAGAAGGGAUCGUAGCAGGUCCCAUGAAUGAAGAGAACUUCUUUGAAUGGGAAGCUCUGAUUAUGGGUCCUGAAGACACCUGUUUCGAGUAUGGGGUCUUCCCUGCAAUUCUGAGCUUUCCACUCGACUACCCGUUAAGCCCUCCGAAGAUGAGGUUCACGUGCGAGAUGUUCCACCCAAACAUUUACCCAGAUGGGAGAGUUUGCAUCUCUAUUCUUCAUGCUCCUGGGGAUGAUCCCAUGGGAUAUGAGAGCAGCGCUGAGCGGUGGAGUCCCGUGCAGAGUGUGGAAAAGAUCCUCUUGUCUGUUGUUAGCAUGCUGGCAGAGCCAAAUGAUGAAAGCGGAGCCAAUGUAGAUGCCUCCAAGAUGUGGCGGGAAGACAGAGAACAAUUUAACAAAAUUGCCAAGCAGAUUGUGCAGAAGUCACUUGGACUUUAAGCUCGCAAAGAGACAGAAGUGUUCUGUAUUUCUCUCCACCUGAAAAUGAGCAGUGCUCAGUGCUGGUACCAAAAAGGAAAACUUUUCAAAACUAGAUCUUCUUAUAAUUCGUUAUUUAUUUACCAUCUCUUUUCUUCUUCCACUGCUCCGGAAAAGCCUCUAGUUCACUCACUAAAUUGUGUGGAAAAGGGAUUUAAUACUGGGGAAAAAUAUGGAGACAAUGCUGUUUCAAAGGCUGCUUCUUGCUACCUCACUUCAUGGUACGGAAAGCUUGGAGACUUUGCAACCUGCAGCCCACCUUCACCAAUCUGCUGUUUGAGAACAGAGCUGGCUUGGAUCACCUGCUGGAAGAAUCAGUUGUAUGUUUUUAUAGGUAGCGUUGCAUCUGGAGCACCAGUAGAUGGGAAAUAAUCUUACCAGUUUUAUGAAACUGGCUAAGCUGAGGACAGCGUUUGCAGUCAGAACUGAUUUGAAGAGUAGGGUUAGCAAGAGAGACUAUAAAACAAGGUUAUGGUCAGGAUGUGUUAGGAAAGAAAGGGAUUGUGCAGCACGCAACUUUAACAGAAGAUCUAGAGUUGUCAGUGAGUGGCUGGGGGUCUGGAAUGGGCUGCUGUUCCCGUGUAACACUGUGAGUUUGUGUUGAGCCUUUGAGUCGGUGCUUGGAAGACAUCCCAAGAGCUGCUUUAUUACUCCUUAAAGACACUCAGUUGUAAACUUUACAUUCAGUUAGAGGUGCAAGAUGUAAAGACCGGAUUCUUAAACAUUUUGGUCAGGUUCCCCGUGGGUGAGGUAGGUCACUGGCAGUCUGGAAAUCCAGUGAGAGCGUGUUGGCUCCUCUGGGCAUGUAAAACAUCGCUGCAAUAAUGUCAGCUCCUCUCCUGUUGACAUUUGGCUGUGGAGAGGGUUAGGCACUGCUGGCCUUUGCCAUUACAGCCCAGGUCACCCGUUUUUCAGGCGAACGAGUGAAGAUGGACGUGACAAGUUUUGUAAAAUUAACCGUAACACUUAUUUAUGCUGACUGCUCUUGUGUAUUUGAAUGGGAGUCAGAGAAAACACCGCCUGUUUUUCUAGAGGCUGCUACGCCGCCUGUUUGGAACUGCAGAGCGUUGUAGCCGACCGCUGGUGUGGAGGGUGUGGGAAAUACCAGCUGCAACAAUCAGUUUGCACAACUGCUUAGGGGCCACUGCUGACCUUUGUGCUUUGCAAGCAAAUCUCUUGUGUAGGUCCAAAUCUUCUCCAGUUUACUACAAGCAAUAACAUGCCCGUUGAUAGCACGUGGAAUCACGUUUUGUUGGCAGCUUUAAAGGGGCUAAACUUGAGAAGGGCUUUUUAUUUUUCUGUGAAAAGCGUGUGACGUGGAAGGAGUCGCGCGGUGGAGAGAGCUGAACAGAAGUGACUGUGUGCAUGCGCGUGUGGACAACUUGUCAGUAUUUAUGUCUUGCUGCCUGUGCUGCAUGUUCACAUGCUGCAGGUCGCAGUAUGCCAUCGUUGUGCACCUCUACAGAGUUCCUAUUGCUACGACUUGCUGAUCGUACCUCCUUGUAGAAGUAAUUCUUGCCUUGGUGUAAGGGUGGGAGGGGGACCUGACAUAGUUUCGGAGCAGAGGUGAUGAAAUAGUGUUGUACCUAACUAGUAUUUCAAGGCAUACAGGAAAAUGUAGAAUUUCUAUGCAAACUGGGAGCAUUUUUUUUUGAAUUGUAGUAGAUGGAGUGUUGUUCCUGGGAGUACUGCAGCUGCUUUUGGACACAACGCUGGGGAGCUGUGAGCACCACACGCCAAACGAUGGAUUCUGCAGUCGUGGCAAAAGUGGGCUUUUUUUCAGUGCAGAGUAUUUUAUUCGUGUGUGCUCAUUCAUUAUCUUUAUUUUAUGGUGGGAUCUAGUCUGUAUACUGAAAAUAAAGUGAUUAUAUUUUCUCCUUUCA
Molecule: messenger RNA, 2494 nt
Organism: Tyto alba (common barn owl)
Lineage: Eukaryota; Metazoa; Chordata; Aves; Strigiformes; Tytonidae
Gene: UBE2G2
Product: ubiquitin conjugating enzyme E2 G2
Exons: 6
Coding region: 75-572 (165 amino acids)
Cellular component (GO): cytosol; endoplasmic reticulum
Source: RefSeq, a predicted model, not a curated record